GAGAACAAACUUCACAUUCAACUGAACCUACCCUCUUUACUCCAGUGGGAACCUCUGCCAUGAUGCACACGUCCAUUUACUCGUCGUUGCUGUUUUUCAGCUCAAUGCUGUGUGUGAAUGGCGAUGGGUUAGCGAUGGCGCCAAUUGAACUUGCUCCAGUUCCCUGCAAUGACAAAGCCGUGGAGAAGCUGUCUCGUCUGGCUGCCACUUACAUCAACGAGGACCGUGCUGACGGGUAUAAGUUUGCCCUUAACCGCGUUGCCAACGUCCAUCUACACGCUCAGGGCCCAGCAGGCAACGUGUACUACCUGGACCUGGAUGUCCUGGAGACUAAAUGUCACAUAGGCAGUCCCAAACCAUGGAAGCGCUGUGGCAUCAGGCCAUUCAUGGAAACACAAAUCUCUGGUAACUGCAACACUACCAUCCUGCACACAACAGAGGGUUACUCCUACCUGUACAGUUAUGACUGUACACUUGUGCCAGACCCCGCAGAGAAGCUGCAACAGACUUGUCCAACCUGCCCGGUCCUUCUGCCUGUUGACAGCCCGCUAGCUGUGACUGCUGCUCAGGUCACUCUGGCAUCCUAUAAGAGGCAGUCUGCUCUGGGUGCAGGGCUCGGGGUGAAGCGGAUCACCCGAGCCGCAGAGCAAACUUUGCCAGUGAAAGCCAGAUUUGUGGAAUAUACGGUCGAAGAGUGUCCAGAGGGAGUGACAGAGAGGAACACCUGUCAGCAGUUAGCAUCUGCUUCGGACACUGAGACUGCAGGCUUUUGUACAGGUUCUGUGCAUGGUGACCUGCAUGAUCAUCCGGACGUUCAAGUGUCCUGUGAGAUGUUCAAAAUACAGAAUGGGGAUGUCCCACGGCCAGUAGAGCCACAAGGUCAUGACCUCCCCUCACAGCCUGAUAUCCCAACACUGCCUCCAUUCGAUUACCCGGAAAAAGAUCAGCAGCCCACUCCUUCUGACCCCACACAACAUCCUGAUACUGAACCAGCACCACUUGACCCCACGCAGAUUCUCCCCGGUUCCUUGGACCCUUCACUUAGUCCACCGACUACCUCCUCCUCGUCUUCUAGUGAGUCUGAAGAAGGUUUUUUCAAUCGCCGGCCCUCAUCCACCGGACUUUUUGAUUCGUCUUCUGAAGAGAUAGGAGGCCCUCUGGCACUGCGUCCACCCUUUGACUUUCACUAUAAGAAGCAUGACCGCAAAAAACGGCAGGCCUUGGCGGAACUCUCACCGUCCCGCAAACCAACAUUCCUGUCUGAUUUCCCAAGUGGGCCGUCGCCUUUCCGCUCCUGCCCUGGCCCUGCUCGAUACACCACAGUUUAAAGGGCCAGUGCUGGUGAUAAUGCCAUGGACAAAUAACCUUACUAUAUACAGCAGUGCUCACAACAUUAUUGAAACCUGAAUCAAAUGUAUGGAGAAUUUGACAGCAUAUAAACUACUUGAGCAAUUAAAGCUUGGAUUUGAAGCUAACAUUU
Nerophis lumbriciformis (worm pipefish) is the source of this 1480-nucleotide messenger RNA. RefSeq names its product fetuin-B. Gene Ontology annotation, biological process: negative regulation of endopeptidase activity. Gene Ontology annotation, molecular function: cysteine-type endopeptidase inhibitor activity. Gene Ontology annotation, cellular component: extracellular region. Lineage: Eukaryota; Metazoa; Chordata; Actinopteri; Syngnathiformes; Syngnathidae. The record is from RefSeq and is a predicted model, not a curated record.